Molecule: messenger RNA, 1691 nt
Organism: Pollicipes pollicipes
Lineage: Eukaryota; Metazoa; Arthropoda; Thecostraca; Pollicipedomorpha; Pollicipedidae
Product: fibrocystin-L
Exons: 11
Source: RefSeq, a predicted model, not a curated record
AUGCCAUAUGCGGGUAUCAGCGGAACGACGCUGACCCUCGCCGGCGGCAAGUUUGACACGGUGGACCCGGUCACAGUGACGGUGUGUGACCAGGCCUGCCAGGUCACCACCGUCACCAGCACGGAGAUCACGUGUCUCGCGCCUGCUGUUCAAGCGGCCCCGGCGGCGGCCUGUGACGUCACUGUGACGCUGUCUGGCGGCCAAUCGGCGGUGGCGGAGGCCGCUCUGACGUACGACGGCGCACUGACGGCGUCAUUGACCAGCGUCACGCCCAGCCGGGGCGGCACGGCCGGCGGCACCAGCAUCACCGUCACAGGCACCGGCCUGGCCGCCUCCGGCAACCUGGUGACGAUCGACGGCGUCCCGUGCGCGGUGACCAGCGAGAGCGCCACGCAGGUGGUCUGCGUCACCGACGCUCACAGCGGGCCCGGGAGGUUCGCCGUCGCCGUUGACGUGCCUGGCGUCGGCUUCGCCGCGGCCGGCGAGGAGGCCGUGUUCCAGUACGUGGACCGCUGGUCGUCGCCGUUCACCUGGGGCGACAGUGACCCGCCGUCCGACGGCCAGUCGGUCAGCAUCACGGCCGGCCAGACCAUCCUGCUCGACACCAGCACGCCCGUGCUCAAGCUGAUCCUGAUCGACGGCGGGGAGCUCAUCUUCGACCCGGAGGCGGCAUUCCUCGAACUGCACGCCGAGUACAUCGUGGUGCUGGGCGGCGGCCGGGUGCAGAUCGGCACCGAGCAGGCGCCGCACGCCGGCCAGGCCGCCAUCACGCUGCACGGCAACGUGCGCGCCACCGAGCUGCCCGUCUACGGUGCCAAGGUGCUGGCCGUGCGGAACGGCACGUUGGACCUCCACGGUCUGCCCGUGGCCGUUCCCUGGACGUACCUGGCGAGCACGGCGGCGGCGGGCGCCAGCAGCCUGACCCUGGACCGCGCCGUCAGCUGGCAGGUCGGCGAUGAGAUCGUGAUCGCCUCCACCGGCGGCAAGCACUCGAUGAACGAGUCGGAGAAGCACGUGAUCUCGGCCGUGUCGGAGGACGGCCUGACUUUGACUUUGGAGAGCCCGCUGGCGUUCGAGCACAUCAGCUCGGAGCAGACGUUCGCCGGCCAGACAGUGCGCAUGCGCGCAGAGGUGGGCCUGCUGACCCGCAAUGUCAAGGUGCGCGGUUCCAUCAACCAGGAGUUCACCGAGGAAGUGAAGGCCUGUGCGGCCGGCUUUAACCCAGGUCAGUUUGACACGCAGACCUGCUUCCGCGGCCGGUACGGCGCCGAGACGUCGACGGACCAGUUCGGCGCCACCAUCAUGAUCCACGCCAAGUACCAGAACGAGCACCUGGUCACCGGCAGGCUGGAGUAUGUGGAGGUCACCGAGGCGGGACAGGCGUUCCGUCUGGGACGGUACCCGAUCCACUUCCACCUGAACGGCAACGUUACCGGCUCGUACGUGCGAGGCUGCGCCAUCCACCGCACGUACAACCGGGCCGUGACUAUCCACGCCGUCGACUACUUGCUGGUCGAACACAACGUGGCGUACAACAACAUGGGGCAUGCCUUCUUUACGGAGGACGGCAUUGAGGCGUACAACACGAUCCAGUAUAAUCUGGCGAUCUUCACCAGAACUUCAUCGUCCCUCCUGAACGUCGACGUUACGCCGGCCUCGUUCUGGGUUGUCAAUCCGACCAACAUCGUGAG